This is a messenger RNA of Nematocida homosporus, 1389 nucleotides long. Its product is annotated as DnaJ-like protein subfamily A member 5. Gene Ontology annotation, cellular component: cytoplasm. NCBI's taxonomy places the organism in Eukaryota, Fungi, Microsporidia. The transcript has a single exon. The record is from RefSeq and is a predicted model, not a curated record. The coding region runs from base 1 to 1389 and encodes 462 amino acids.
AUGGGCCAGAGAACGUCUACACCAUUUAGCCGGCCAAAUAGAGCGCCCCAUGAGAUUCUGGGCGUCUCAGAAUCAGCGACCAAAGAAGAGCUUAAAAAGGCGUAUCGAAAGCUAGCAUUAGAGUUCCAUCCGGAUUCAGCAACUGCUCGAGCUCGGGGCACACCCCCCGAACGGUUUACUGAGAUAAAGGAUGCUUACGACACUCUUUGUAACCGCCUUGAUAGUCCAGUCAAAACAGCAGCUGCAUAUUCCUCGACCCAAAAUAAGUACGAGCCAGAGAUAGAUCUAGCUAAGUGGCUCGAUAUGGCUAAAAAACUGACUAAGAUAGGAGAUGGCGAUUUUGCCCACAUAAACAAUUUCUUUGAUGAGCUAACUAAGAUCGAGCGGAUUACUAGAGGUAAAACAUACCACCCGCCUUCUUUUGGUUAUGCUAAAGGCUCCCCUAAAGGAUUCUAUGAUUUCUAUGCUUCCUUCUCAACGCUAAGGCACUUUAACUUAACGCCAUACGGUGUGACUUCUUACUACGAUACUCUGCCCCGACAUGCCAAGCGAGAGAUCGAUGCAGAGCUUAAACGGUUAAUUGGCGCCAAACGAAUAGCGUAUGCUGGUAAAGUCAAAGAGAUCGUUCGGGUUCUUCAGAAGAAAGAUCCUCGUUUAGCCCCGCCGCCUAAACCACUCUUUGAUAUCGGUAUAGUUAAGCCCAAGAUUACUAAAAAGGGCGUUGAGCUCAAAGAAAGCCAUGUGCUUACCAAGGAAGAGUUGGCUGCAUUAGAAAAGGGGUACAAAGAAGCCAACCCGGCCUUUGGUGCAGAUAAGAAGGAUGCAUACACUAAAGCCAAAGAAAAGGCCCAACUAGGCAGUGAUACGGACAUCUUUAUUUGUGAACCCUGUAAAAAGGCCUUCAAAAGCAUCAAUCAGCUAACUAAUCAUGCAAACUCCAAGAAACAUAAAGACAAACUUGCCAGUAUGUCCGAAGAGGAGAUUGCUGCUCUUAUUCAUGCCAUGGAGAUUCAAAACCUUGAAGGCGAACUUCCACCGCCGCCACCGCCCAAGCCGACUCCACCGCCUACAACUAAGCCAAUAAGUCCUUCAAUACCGGUUGAUACAGCGACUGAAUCGGCUUCGGUAACUCCAGGAGUACCUUUGGCUCCAGUCGAACCAACUAAGCCAAUUCCAUCUAAAUCCACCAAGACUGUUAAAUCAGCCAAGCCAGCCAAGUCAAUUCCGACUAAACCAACUCGUCCAGCAGUAAGCAAACCAUCAAAAGUAGAUCUUCGUUCUGGAGCAGCCUUUGCCCUCUCAUGUGCCAAGUGUAAAAAGGUCUUUGAAUCGCGAAACCAGCUAUUCGCGCACCUUAAAGAGAGCAACCAUGGCCAAGCAAUCAUUUAG